AUGGGAAGAGCCUCCCCUCAAGGUCUGACCGCUCAAGACUUCCACCACCACCAGCCUUAUGUGAAUCCCCUCGACGUCUUCCCCGCCAAGUCGAGAUUGGCCGGUCGUUCACAAAACUACAGGUCACCGGUCAGGAACCAGGCCACAGCCAGGAGCUCAUCGCGUCUCGCGGCCGAUCGACAUACAUUCGCGUGCUGUGGCGAGGAUGAAGAUGAUGGCUCUUUUCUCUCCUCCAACGCCCUUGACUGUUGCGUCACUUUCGACCAUGGAGGCGACGGCCUUGUCAGCUUUGACGAGCCUUCGCCCGGCUGCUGCGAUGAGCCACAUCACAACUCCCCAACACCCAUGGACUGCGAAGAUUGCGUCGACGACUGUGACGACUGCGUGGAGGAGCAUGUCAAAGCCAUUCAGAGACCCUGCCACUUCGUUGAUCAGUGUGAGGAUUGCGACGACGAAAAGAUGACCCACUGCCCUGAUGGCCCUGCAUGCCAGGACACCUGUGACGAAUGUGACUUUUCGUGCUUCGACUGCGUCGACUGGACCGAAUUUGAGAAGGACAAAAAUCUAGGCCUCUCCUUCUCAGUCCCACUGCUGCACAACAACGACUUUACGCAGUCAGACUUGGGCCUCGAGGAACCUGGUAUGCUGGGCAUUCAGCCCCUCGACAUGCUCAUUGACCCCCCUAACACGGUAGUCCCCCCAGUCGAUGUCCCCAUGCAUCAUCAGUGUUUUGCCAACACAGCCCCUUACUGGGACACCAUUGCCCAGGAACAGCUCUGCUCCGGCAACCCAGGACUAAGUCAGCAACUUCCACUGCCACCGUUCUCCCUCAACUUUGGCUGCCACCCAGCCGUCGCUCACCAGCAGCAGCUGCAACAGCCACAGCCUGUCCCGGUGACUGACGGUGCUCACCUCGCUGCCGGACCAUCGCAUCUACUGGACGGGCUUUCUUCAACGGACGCCCCUAAAGACCCUCUGACCGACACGCAGGACCUCCUCUCCGCCGUCACCGCCCCCAGCACAUCCCGCGCGUGCCAAUGGCUUAUGCCCUGCGGGACCGUGUGCGGCGCCUCCUUCGCCACAGGAACGGACCUCAAAAAGCACGUAAAAGCCGUGCACCUGGCCAAGGGCGUGACCAAAUGCCAAUGGCAAGGCUGCGAGGCUGCAGACUUUGCCUCCGAAGCCGCGCUGACGGGCCACAUCUCCAAGAAACACCUGGCGGCGAUGCUUGCGCACGCAUCGGCAUCGGCAUCGGCAUCCUCGUCGACCCCGAGCGCGACCGCCACUCCGCACAAACACCACAAGCACGCCCACGACGGCGGCCCGCCCUUCAAAUGCACGUUCCCCAACUGUGCCAAGUCCUUCACGUACAAGCACAUCCGCGACGAGCACGUGGCCACCCACCACGGCGGGAACAAGAUGUACUGCCCCAUCUGCCACGCGUACCUCAACGGCGAGGGCAGCAACUUCAAACGCCACAUGGCCCUGCACCGCCCGAAACAUCAACACAUGCUGUGCAAGUUCCACGACGUGGGCUGCAAACGCCGUUUUCCGCGGCUGGACAAUCUCCGGCGCCACGAGGCCUGCUGCAAGUUUGGCAAGAAAGCAAAGGCCGAGGGCGGCCUGGGACAUGCCGGACCGCACCAUCACCACCAUCAUCACACACGUGCCUGA
Messenger RNA from Cladophialophora carrionii CBS 160.54, 1674 nucleotides. RefSeq lists its product as uncharacterized. Gene Ontology annotation, biological process: regulation of transcription by RNA polymerase II. Gene Ontology annotation, cellular component: nucleus. The record is from RefSeq and is a predicted model, not a curated record. The coding region runs from base 1 to 1674 and encodes 557 amino acids. The transcript has a single exon. Lineage: Eukaryota; Fungi; Ascomycota; Eurotiomycetes; Chaetothyriales; Herpotrichiellaceae.